This is a messenger RNA of Sporothrix schenckii 1099-18, 975 nucleotides long. RefSeq lists its product as uncharacterized. The record is from RefSeq and is a predicted model, not a curated record. The transcript has a single exon. Gene Ontology annotation, molecular function: chitin binding. The coding region runs from base 1 to 975 and encodes 324 amino acids. Lineage: Eukaryota; Fungi; Ascomycota; Sordariomycetes; Ophiostomatales; Ophiostomataceae.
AUGCGGUGGACCUCAUUCACUCUCGGUGCCACCCUGGCACUUUCUGGCACGGUGUACGGCAGCUAUGGCUCCAACAUGAUGCUCGACGGAGCAGUUGGUGGCAUGUUCCAACGUCGCGACGCGGGCCAACCGGAUGCCGCUUCGGUUCUCGAGGGCCGCCAGGCCGCCGCGGGCCGCUGUGGUGCCGACGGCGGCAACGCCAAGUGCCCGGCAGGCCAGUGCUGCUCGCAGUGGGGCUACUGUGGUGUGGGUGGUGAGUUCUGCAACCCGAUUGCACUCUGCCAGUCCGCCUUUGGCUCGUGCCUCGGUGCCUCGCAGUCGGCCACGGCCGCUCCGCCGCCUGUGACGACCACAAAGCCGGCAUCCCCCCCGCCCGUGACGACCACGAGUGCGGCUCCUCCGCCGCCCAAGACGACGACGACCCCGGCCAGCCCACCGCCGUCGACCAGCGCGAAGCCGCCGCCACCGGCCUCGACAUCGCCCGUGCCGCCCGGCACACUGGUGCCCAGCACCAACGGCAUGUGCGGCAACAGCACGACGUGCGCGGGUUCGGGACACGGGUCGUGCUGCAGCCAGUUCUUCUACUGCGGCGACGGCAUCGACUUCUGCGGCACGGGCUGCCAGUCCAAGUUUGGACUGUGCUUUGGCGGCGUCGCGCCGCCGGUCUCGUCCGCAAGCAGCGUCGCGGGCGGCAGGCCAACGACGAGCGCCUCGGCCACGCCCAAGCCGAGCGCCACGAGCGCCACAAGCUCUGCGGCCGCCGCGCCACCCGCUUCGUCGACGUCUGCUGCGGCCCUGCCGCCCGGCGUGUCGGUGACGACCGAUGGCUCGUGUGGCAAUGGCAAGACGUGCAAAGGCUCGACGUUUGGGGAGUGCUGUUCGCAGUUUGGCUUCUGCGGCACGGGCGACCAGUUUUGUCCUGCCAUUGUGGCCUGCCAACCGGAAUGGGGUCGCUGCGACCCAGCGACGGCCUAG